Messenger RNA from Dissoconium aciculare CBS 342.82, 504 nucleotides. RefSeq lists its product as uncharacterized. The record is from RefSeq and is a predicted model, not a curated record. Lineage: Eukaryota; Fungi; Ascomycota; Dothideomycetes; Mycosphaerellales; Dissoconiaceae. Bases 1 to 504 code for a protein of 167 amino acids. The transcript has 4 exons.
AUGAUUGUUGACGAUAGGGCCCAAUACCACCUCUCUCAGCUCGACAAGGAGCUCUCCAAGUACCCUCAACUCAACCAGUUUGAGCAGCAGACCAGCGUCCCCAAGGUCUACGUCGUCCUCGGUCUCGCCGUCCUCUACUUCGCCCUCAUCUUCUUCAACAUCGCUGGUGAAUUCCUCGUCAACGUUGCUGGAUUCAUCAUCCCGGCCUUCUACUCUCUCGACGCUCUGUUCUCCACCACCAAGGCCGACGACACUCAAUGGCUCACUUACUGGGUUGUCUACGCUUUCCUGACCGUUCUUGAGUCCGCCGUCAACGCUGUCUACUGGUUCCCCUUCUACUACACCUUCAAGUUCAUCCUUGUCCUGUGGAUGUCUCUCCCCCAGACCAACGGUGCCCAAGUCGUCUUCCACUCUCUCAUCUCUCCUCUCUUCGCCCGCUUCUUCCAGCAGGAUGCCUCUGCCAGCCUCCGCAACAAGGCCGAGAACCUCGCCAAGAGCCAGUAA